This is a messenger RNA of Synchiropus splendidus (mandarinfish), 3452 nucleotides long. RefSeq names its product protein eva-1 homolog A (gene eva1aa). The transcript has 8 exons. Gene Ontology annotation, molecular function: carbohydrate binding. The record is from RefSeq and is a predicted model, not a curated record. Bases 142 to 1578 code for a protein of 478 amino acids. NCBI's taxonomy places the organism in Eukaryota, Metazoa, Chordata, Actinopteri, Syngnathiformes, Callionymidae.
ACAACACGCACUUUCUCAGAGCAGCUCUCAGCGGACUCGCUGCUGGGGAGGAUGAUGAGGGUCGCCACCAUGGACGUCCACAGCAGCUGAAACGCGCCUGGACAGUUUAAGGACACCCUCAAACUUUAGGAGGCUUCAAGGAUGUUCUUCUCAGAUGGAACUCUGUCAGCCGUCAGUGUCGCGCUCCUGCUGGGAAUAACGUGUGUGCUGGACCUCGCCAAAGGCUCCUCAGACAUCUCAGGUUAUCUAUCAAAAGUGUUGAGGAACUACACAGAGCGAGCCUGCGACGGAGACCUGCUGACCGUCCGCUGCCCUCCUCGCACCGCCAUCACUGUCCAGUCAGCUUUCUACGGGAGAAAAGAGCCAUCGGACGUGCAGCAGUGUCCACAGUCGUAUCGCCUGAGUUAUUAUAACAACAAAUACGCUGGAGAUGAUGAGCAGUAUUGUUCUGUGCCCACUGCACUUCAGAAAAUGCUGGACGAGUGCCAGGACAGAAGGAGCUGUAAAGUUCUGGUCAACAGCCGCGUGUUUGGGGAGGACCAGUGUCCCGGCAGCAGUAAAUACCUCAUGGUGCGGUACAAAUGCAGACCAAAUGAGUACAAGAGUAAGGUGGUGUGCGAGGAGGAGAGGAUGAGGCUGAGCUGCAAACGAGGGAUGCAGAUCGCAGUUUACUCCGCCAUGUUUGGUCGAACUCAAAAGGGCACCCUGGAGUGUCCCUUGCUUCAUCGACGAGCUCCAGCUGUGGACUGUCAGUCCCCGGUGGCUCUGCAGGUUCUCACCUCCCGCUGUCAGGGCAAGAAGAGCUGCCAGGUUCGAGCCUCCGCCAGGGACUUCGGGGAUCCUUGUUACCCUGGAACCAGGAAGUACCUGAGCGUCAUCUACACCUGUGUCCCAAAGAAGUUAGUCCAGGAGCAGGGCUCCAGACCACCGGCGUACUCCCCUCCACCCAGCGCCCAUGACCCUAACAUAGUGGGAGACAGCCCUCCACAGGGGACCCCAGUCAAGAGACCAGACGCUGUUCCAGCAGACAGGAAACGGAUCCGAGAGACGAACCCGGAAGAGGAGAAAGCCCAAGAGCCCGGCAGAGGAGGUGUGACCCCCCCACGGGUCCCAGACAUGAACCCCAUCAUCAACACCACCACCAGCUCCAACAUGCCGCUUAUCAGCAACGCUCUGGCUGCGUACACCUACAUAUCAGGUCACCCCGAGAGGGCGGCGCUGUUCUUCGUUUGCGGCGUCUGUCUGGGCCUCUUCCUCACCCUCUUCGCUCUGGUGGUCCAGAUCUCCUGUCGCACCGACUGUCCACCCCGACAGCGCCCCCCAACCAAGAAGCGCCCGCGCCCGGCCGACUCCUCCUCCGAUUCCAGCGACUCAGACUCGGACUGGGACACCACGUCAGACCUGUCGGCGCGGCGGCACCGCCGCUUCGAGCGCACGCUCAACAUGAACGUGUUCACAUCGGCGGAGGAGCUGGAGCGAGCGCAGCGGCUGGAGGAGCGGGAGCGGAUCAUCAGGGAGAUCUGGAUGAACGGGCAGCCGGACAUUCCCGGGACGCGGAGCCUGAAUCGGUAUUACUGAAGUUGACUUGAUGUUGGAAGGACCAGCGGCGGAACACUCAUGGGGUUUUAACUGAGGGGGACUUCCUCGGUGCUGCGCACGAAAUAAGCUCCUGUCUGCAUAAGCUGACCUCUGAGUGCUGGGUGGCGCUGACCCACUCCAGGGACCUGUCAUAAGAGGGGCGACCCGCUUCACUGGGCCGACAGAGACUUCCAUGAUGACUGAAGAACCGAGCCCUGCUGGGUCCACGGCAGCUGCAAACACUCCGGAAGGACGACGUGAGACAAUCUAUUCCUGAAACCAAAAGUCUGGAUGAAUUCAUCUCAACACUUUAUGAAAUAUAUUUUAUUAUAUUUAAUAGUUUAUUGAUGUUCUUUGUUUGUUGUUGUUCCUGACAUGGAUUAUUAUGAGAUAUUUUUAUACUUGGCGAAGGUUGUCUGGCGCCUCAGGGAUGCAAUCCUAGUGUUUCCAUGUCUGGUUGAUGUACUUGCUUCCUAAGGAGGGCUGUCCGUCACUCGCCCGCUCCAGCUGCGCAGGUGUGCCGCCAUCUUGGAUCCGUCAUGGUCCCCGAACAUUCCCCAGCUAGAUAGGAGCGCACUUUAAAUAAAAGAAGUUUGACAUCAGAGUGCGACAAAGAAACGUUCUCGUCUUCCCAAGACCCCAACUUCCACUCACUCGUGAACAAGACACUGUUUACCAGCAGUGAUUUAUGACUUCAACCUCCUCAUAUUUCUGAUGUUUCCCUUGAAGAAUUGUGCUUUUAAUGACUAUUAUUAACCACCCACAUCAACAGACAAGUGUCAAGAGUUUAUUUUUCUGGAUCAUCAUUUGGUGCUUCGCUCUUGAUUUUAGAGACAAAGUUGUGUCUUUUUUUUAAUAGAUAAACACAUUAACUUAUAUGUUCCACCACAUUUUUUUAUAUCAAAAAUGCACAUUUUUCAGUCGUUACUUGUAAUAGGAAAUUUAAAUUAUUCAAUUAAGAUGCUGCUCUUUGACUGACAUUCAUCAUCAUUUAAGAUUGUUAGAAUGUUUUAGAUUGCAUCUAGUUAUAGAAAUCAUUCGCCCUGGAAUCAGGAGGAUCAGCUCCUCUCAGUCAGACACCAUGGUUCUCAGUCAAAAAGGUGUGACAGGUCGUGUCUACAUUGGAGGUGAGUGUCGUGGAGUCUUGUUCGUGAGUGAGGGAAUGAUGGAGCGUCUGGUGAAGAAAGAGCUGAGCCGAAACACAAAGCUCUCAGAGAAGCUGAGGGGAAGGGAAGGGAAGGGUUUGGGGCCCCUGGGCAGAGGCCUCAGGACAGAGCCAGGACUCACUGGAGAGGUGAUGAAACAACUCAGUAUCACUAGGCUUCUCACCAGAGGCAAUCCAUCAACAUUUUGAGAUCACUACGAUGGGCAACAAGAUGGCGGCGUUGGUCGCACACGCUCUUGUUAGCAGCUAUGUCAGCAUUUUAAGAAAAGUAAUAAAAACAUCCAAGAGCCUCGAAGAGGUCAAGAUUUUUUUUUUUUAACUAUUGUUUUUGAGACAGUAAUUCACAGUGCAGUGCCUUGUAUUGCUACAGUGUCAAGAAUGCAGCUAUUAUUAGUGAACGAGAGUCAGACUUUUUGCACCUCUGGUCUAGUAGUUACACAGAUAUUAAGCCACGCUCAUGGAAUCAGUCACGUGACCCCUCACUGCUACAGACGCUGACUCCACCAUAUAAGCUACGUCCCACCCAGCUCAUGUCCAAAUGCUAUGAUAGGUGAAAGGGUGGUGUUUUUAAGAGUGAAAGAGUGAGCACGGGGUUGUUCAAAUCAACAGAGUCAACGCUCUUGUUGUUGUGUGCGUGUGUGAGUUGGAAUGGAAUGAAAUUGUGCCGAUGGAUGAUGGAAGUCAGAGCAGGACGGCUCCUGUGUUUGGA